CGCGCAUGCGCAGUGCGCGCGCAGGAAGCCAUGUUGGAUCUUCUCACUGGAUUCGGGCAGAGAUUUUUUGACACCGUAUGUUUUUCCUAAAAUAUCCGUUUUCCUUCUUCGUCGGGGUGCAUUCACCGUGCUCGAUCGGCGCCGUAGUCGGCAGAGGACAUGAUGAACUCCAGCGUGGACCUGUCCCGGCGGAACCCGCAGGAGGAUUUCGAGCUGAUCCAGAGGAUAGGAAGUGGGACCUAUGGAGAUGUGUACAAGGCCCGUAAUGUCAACACGGGAGAGCUUGCUGCUAUCAAAGUCAUCAAACUAGAACCAGGAGAGGACUUUGCUGUUGUUCAGCAGGAGAUCAUCAUGAUGAAAGACUGUAAACACUCCAACAUCGUGGCCUACUUUGGCAGUUAUCUCCGGAGGGAUAAGUUAUGGAUCAGUAUGGAGUACUGCGGUGGAGGUUCUCUGCAGGACAUCUAUCACAUAACUGGACCGCUGUCAGAGUCACAGAUAGCCUACAUGUCACGGGAGACCCUACAGGGUCUGUAUUACCUGCACAAUAAGGGAAAAAUGCACAGAGACAUUAAGGGAGCCAACAUCCUGCUGACAGACAACGGCUACGUCAAACUGGCUGACUUCGGCGUGUCCGCACAGAUCACAGCGACUCUGGCGAAAAGAAAGUCCUUCAUCGGAACGCCAUACUGGAUGGCUCCAGAGGUGGCAGCAGUGGAGAGGAAAGGAGGUUACAACCAGCUGUGUGACAUCUGGGCGGUGGGCAUCACUGCAAUCGAGCUGGCUGAGCUGCAGCCGCCCAUGUUUGAGCUGCAUCCCAUGAGGGCGCUCUUCUUAAUGAGCAAGAGCAGCUUCCAGCCUCCGAAGUUGAAAGACAAACUGAAGUGGACGAAUAAUUUUCAUCAUUUUGUCAAGUUAGCGCUGACCAAGAACCCGAAGAAGAGACCCACGGCGGAGAAGCUCCUGCAGCACCCGUUUGUGACGCAACCUCUCAGCCGGACGCUCGCCAUCGAGCUGCUAGACAAAGCCAACAACCCCGACCACAGCACGUUCAACGACUUUGAUGACGACGAACCGGAGCCUGAGUCUCCGGUUUCAGUUCCCCACCGAAUUCGCUCCACCAGCAGGAGCGUGAGGGAAGGAAAGACGCUGUCGGAGAUCAAUUUCGACCAGGUGAAGUUUAACCCGCUGUUGGAGAAGGAAACGCAGCCGCAUCACAAACCGUGUGAUUCUGAGCCCUAUCUGGACUGUGUUGAGGAGCUCUACUAUACAGCGAGAUCUAAUCUGGAUUUGCAGUUGGAGUACGGCAGCGAUUCACCGAGUCUGCUAGGAGGAAAUAAGAGUCUUCUCAAAUCUGUAGAGGAGGAGCUCCAGCAGAGGGGCCAUGUGGCACACUUAGGGGAUGAUGAGGAUGAUGAUGGUGCAGAUGAUGAUGAUGAAACUCACACUCAUAAAUCCAGCACUAUCAUCAGGCCCAAGGUCCCGCCCCCUCUUCCUCCUAAGCCCAAGUCUGUUUCCUCAUCACCACAUCCUCCACACAAACAAGAAGAUAGCCACUCCCACAGCGAGGAUGACAGCGGAGGAGGCACCAUCAAACGCUGUCCCGCCCCAGAGUCGCCGAGCCCCGCCAAGCCGCCCUCCAACGUCCCCCCCAGGCCUCCACCCCCCAAGCUGCCACCCCACCGCCGCAGUAGUCUAGGUAACGGCCUGAACUCCCCUCACAACGGCGAGAGGGAGGGGGCAGCAGAGAAACAGUCCACGAUGCCCCCUAGUGUCCCUGUGCGGAAAGACAAGAAGGAUGUUGUGAAGCCUGUUAGCAACGGUCUCCCCCCAACACCAAAAGUACAUAUGGGUGCGUGUUUCUCUAAGGUGUUUAACGGCUGUCCUCUGAAGAUCCACUGCGCCACCUCCUGGAUUAACCCCGACACCAGAGAUCAGUAUCUGAUCUUUGGAGCUGAAGAAGGAAUCUACACGCUGAACCUGAACGAGCUGCACGAGACCACCAUGGAGCAGUUGUUCCCCCGGCGGUGCACGUGGCUGUACGUCAUGAACAACUGUCUGCUCUCCAUAUCUGGAAAAGCCUCCCAGCUGUACUCCCACAACCUGAGCGGGCUCUUCGAACAGGCCCGGCAGUUACAGAAGUUACCCGUCUCCAUUCCCACACACAAACUCCCCGAUAAGAUCAUUCCAAGGAAGUUUGCUGUGUCUAAUAAAAUUCCAGACACUAAAGGAUGCCAGAAGUGCUGCGUUGUCCGUAACCCGUACACGGGUCAUAAAUACCUGUGUGGAGCCUUCCAGUCCAGUGUCAUGCUGUUGGAAUGGGUGGAGUCUAUGCAGAAGUUCAUGCUCAUUAAGACCAUCGACUUCCCGCUGCCGUGUCCACUGGAGGUCUUUGAGAUGCUGGUGGUCCCGGAGCAGACGUACCCCCUGAUCUGCGUGGCGGUCAGCAAAGGAAACGAGCUGAAUCAAGUGGUCCGGUUUGGCACCGUAAACCCAAACGCUACCUCCUCAUGGUUCCCAGAAUCAGAUACGCUGCAGACCUGUGUGAUCCACGUCACGCAACUGGAGAGGGACACCAUCCUCGUCUGCCUCGACAGAUGUAUAAAGAUAGUGAACCUCCAGGGCCGGUUGAAAUCCAGCCGGAAAUUAUCAGCCGAGCUCACCUUUAACUUCCAGAUUGAAGCCAUAGUUUGCCUCCAAGACAGUGUACUGGCCUUCUGGAGACACGGCAUGCAGGGGCGGAGCUUCAAGACCAAUGAGAUCACUCAGGAGAUCUCUGACAGCACUCGUAUCUUCAGACUACUGGGAUCAGACAGACGAACUGACGGUAGAGAUCCAGACACUGAAGAGAGAGGCGUCACUCACCGCAGGGUGGUGGUGCUGGAGAGUCGACCCACAGACAACCCCACGGCCCACAGCAACCUCUACAUCCUGGCCGGCCACGAAAACAGCUACUGAGACUCCCCGCGCUCCCUGAACGCCUCGUGACGGGAGCAGCUGGUACCCCCCCAUACACUCAGACCGCCUCCACCCCUCUGACCAGGAGGUGAACCGUGUUUCAUCUCCAGCUCGGUUCACGUGAAGGCGGAGACGAUUCUCAUCCGGCAAAGGUCGCCUUUGUCGACAGACUGCACUCUGGGGGAAAAAAAACGAAGAUCUUGUUAACACUAAACCUGCUUUGAGCUGAAACGGCUGCUCGCGCUAAAGCCUCACAGCAGACUAGUCCUCCCUCUCCUCUUCCCCCUGUUUUUUUCUUUUUUAGCGGUCCCUUUAUUUAUUGUGGCAUGACGUAAACAACCAGCCAGAACGGCGUUCCUCCUUUAGUUCCUGGUUAUUCUUUUUUAGAAAAAACAGAAAAAACACCGUCACUACUCCAGUACCCAUCACCACACAAGUGCUUAACCAACCUCUAUUUAAUUGUUGUAAAUAAAUGUAAUAAUAAUAAUGUAGUAUUUUUGGAAGAACACUAAGAGUCUGUGUGGACGGCGUGGAGACGAGCGGGUUCGGACAUGAGGACCCCGGCUGCUCGCUUUCAUCACUUCCUGCUCGUUUGCACCGUAGCGACCGUUGUCAGGGCAGCGGAGGUCUGUCCGUGUAAAACUCUUUUGUUUGAUUUUUUUUUAAAUGCUGUUUUAAUCAGACGUUUUUGUUCUAAAUGCUUCCUUUUUUAUUUUGCAUUAAACCACUGGUGUUAAAGUUUUGCACAGAGAGAAAUGUAUUUCAUGAACAAAUGUGAUGUCAUUAAAACAUAUGACCUUGUGUGAGCGCGUGGACGCGGAGCGCCGCGUACA
Molecule: messenger RNA, 3791 nt
Organism: Oryzias melastigma (Indian medaka)
Lineage: Eukaryota; Metazoa; Chordata; Actinopteri; Beloniformes; Adrianichthyidae
Gene: map4k3b
Product: mitogen-activated protein kinase kinase kinase kinase 3b
Exons: 35
Coding region: 160-2958 (932 amino acids)
Biological process (GO): protein phosphorylation
Molecular function (GO): ATP binding; MAP kinase kinase kinase kinase activity
Source: RefSeq, a predicted model, not a curated record